Messenger RNA from Closterium sp. NIES-67, 2776 nucleotides. NCBI's taxonomy places the organism in Eukaryota, Viridiplantae, Streptophyta, Zygnematophyceae, Desmidiales, Closteriaceae. The record is from the annotation of a GenBank genome assembly.
UCGGAAAUUGAUCAGCCGUGCUUGUGCCCGCAAAUCUGCUUGUGGCUGGAAAGCAAGGCAAUCCCAGGGUCGCAUUAUCCCAAACCACCCCUUCCUCGUGACCUACUUUCCUCCCUGUCAGUUCUAUCUCCUGCACAGAGCACUUGCCCUUCGUUUGGACCAAGUUGCUCGCUCACUAUCGCGUAAUUCCUUGCUAGCGGAAUUUCCGCAUCUCGUCUCUCCGCCGCUCGUAUGUCUGCGGAGAUCCGACAACGCGCCACUGACAGCGGAGGCCGAAUUCCCGCGGAGGCGCAAAAGACGGAAGCGGAGGCGAAUGGCGGAGCGCUGGAGGAGAAGUCCGCCAGGGCGGGAGGGGGGACGUCGGCGGAAGGGAAGGCGUGUGGCGGACGACCCUCGCGGAAGACGCGGCUGCUGGUGACGGGGUCCAUCGCGCUGUCGCUGCUGCUGUGGCUGCCCGUCUGGUGGUACAGCACUCGGGUGUACCGCGCACCACUGCCAUUCGCUGAAAUCAGCAGCUUCGUCCAUGACGUCACUGCUCGCCCCAUCUCGCUGUCCGUCCACGUAGAUGUCAUUCUCCUGCUCCAUCCUCUGCCGCCCACCCGCCAAGAAGAGCAGCAGCAGCAGCAGCAGCAGCAGUCCUCCCCUGUGCCCCUCGACCCACCCUAUCCAUCGUCUCAGCUGCACGCCACAGCACAGGCUGCUCUCUCCGCCCUCUGCUCCCCACACGCUGUCCCCGAUGGCUCUGGCUUCGAUUCAGCCAGCCACGCUGCGCCAUGUGGCAGCAACCAUACCAUGUCUGUCACACUGUGGUCUGUCAAGGGCGCUGCCUGCCAAUCAGCUCUCGCCACGUCACCAGCGGCAACUGAAAUGGCGUCACCAUCAUCACCACAAGACUGGCCUUGUCACUUGAACUGGGCACAAGCCAUGGAUGCGAAAGCACACCUCAGCGAAUCAGAGUUUGACACGUGGCUGGAUGGGAGAAUCCAGGGCGCAUUGUUCCCCUCUAAUUCCUCAGGCUCGUCGUCUCCCUCCGCCCACCCCCCUCCCUGGGAUCCUGUGCGUCGCACGCAGCAGCAGGGUGGUCGCUAUGUGCUGCUGCUGCUGGAGCCAGGAGGGGAAAGGCUGGGCGGCGGGCGGAAGGAAGGGGAGGGCAGGGGUGAGGCAGGGGAAGAGGGAGAAGGGGGUGUGUGCGGGUCACAGUGGGGAUCUGCGGUGGUGGUGGGGAAGCACCGACAUGCAUGGAUGAUGCUCCCCCCUGCCUUCUCCGCCUCCACGUCUUCCCAUGACGACCAUGGCAACCUCCCUCUGCUGCUAUCACCCCUGGCUGUACACUCUCUCGCGUCGCUGCUCGUCCCUCCGUCCCAUGCUGCACACGCACACGCAUCAGGCAGCAGCAGCAGCGGCAGGGUGGAGUUGCCAAUAGGGCCAGAUAGCGCAGUGCGAGUGUCAUGGAGCCUGCUCAAUGCCGACCCAAGCCAGUGGACCUUCCAAUGGGACUUCCCGUCCCUGCAGUCGUCUCUCCUCCAUCCCCUGCAGACUGCGUUCAGCCCUCUCCUCACCCUCCACUUCCACAGCCAGGUGCUGUACUUUGCGCCCAUGGCAGCGGCGGCGCGGUGGAGCGGGCAGCGCAGGGUGCAUGAGAUGCAGGUGGGGGACCUGCCAUUCGUGGUCAACGCGGACACGUGGCACCUGCAUGCCUCGCUGCCGCUCAUGGCGCAUGGCCGCUCCAAGCUGCUGCACGUCGUUGUCUACAUUCCAUCUCUCACCACCUGUCCCCUCACCAUAGCCUCACACGCGCCUACACACGGCACCACGGCUAAUAACAAGCAGGGCCCAGCAGGGGUGGCGCCAUCUGGGUUCAUAUCCCCUGGUUGGGGCUCUGUGGUCAUAUUCAACCCUCUCAACUGCUCCGCGCCUUCCACUCCCGCCUCUUCCUCCCCCUCGCACAGCUCUCCUCACGUCCUCUCGCCCUCCUCCUUCACCCCUGUCCUCGCCCUCGCCAUAGCUCAGCUCAGGUCCCUCUUUGGCCUCUCCGCCACGCCACCUGCCGUCUGCCCGCACUCGCCUGCUUCCCCACAAGCUGACAGCAGCAGCGGUGGCAGCAGGAGCAGCAAGGGAGAGGGAGUGGGCGCACGCAGCUUGUCAGCAGGGCUUAGGGGCGUGGCGGAGUGGGAGGUAGACACUCUACUGCGGCAGCGGCUUCCAGCUGAUGAAAAGACCAUCGCAGCAUCUCUAUCGUCCGUUUCUGCCCUCGUCCAAUCCCUACCGUCCAUGGUUGUGCGGGAUGACAUCAGCAAGUUCCUAUACUCCGCUCUGUCCUCCGCACGAGCAGCCAGGGAGGCAGCAGCAGAGGGGAGGUAUCAUGAUGCACAGGCAGCACUGAGGGAGGCGAAACUGGCAGCUGAUGCUGCACUUUUCCACCCGAGCAUGGAGGCUGGCGUUUUCUACCCGCUAGAGCACCACCUAGCCAUCUACUCGCCCCUGUUCUUCCCAGUGGGCUUACAUGCAGCAGUGGCUUUCAUUCGAGAACUAAGGCAUUUCUUACAGCGCAGACAGAUGGUUAAGGUGGAAGGGUAGGAGUGGAAUGGAAGUGCUUUGUAUGGCAAUUUCUAGACAUUCAGUCUUGGUGUAUAGCGAAUAUAGGAUUUCACCCCAUAAUGCAUGUCAAGGAUUGUCCUAAGUCUUAGAACUGAAGAAGUGAUGAAUAGAGAGAGAGUACAAGGGUAUAUACCUAAGAGUGUUGUACCCUCUUAGAGGUUACCCUAUACAGUCUAUA